Messenger RNA from Ceraceosorus bombacis, 1045 nucleotides. Lineage: Eukaryota; Fungi; Basidiomycota; Exobasidiomycetes; Ceraceosorales; Ceraceosoraceae. The record is from the annotation of a GenBank genome assembly.
AUGACGACCUCAGCCAAUCGAACGAGGGCCAUCUCCCUCUACCGCGGAGUGCUGCAAGCAGCUCGUCAAACCUUUAUGGGUGAUCAAGCGACAAAUCAAGCAUGGAGAUCGCACAUGAGAACACACUUUCGAUCCGCAAAGGAAGAACAGGAUGCGGAAAAGCUGGAAAUGUUUUUCAAAGAGGCGGAAGAUAUCGUCAGAGUUCUGAAGAGCAAUGUGGUGCAGGGCGCUUGGAGGGAUGAAAGCCAGGCUUACCGUGAGCGUCUUGCAGAUGCGUGUGAUCCGUGAGGCUGGGGGAUGCGAGCAUGUAUGCUGAUGCCGCGACCCUGUCUCUUCCCAAUCAGGGCUGCGCAUGACUUCGGACACCGAGUUGGGAUCUUACGAAGCGACCAAAGCGGGAAGAGAAGCUCAACUGGAGGCGCUGCGAGCGGCCAAGGGUACCAUGGACACAGCCCAGAAGUGCUCAAGCUCAGCAUCGUCCAGCAACUCCUCUCGCACUUCUCGUCGACCCUUUUCCACCUCUUGCUCCUCCCCUUUGCGUGCCCCACUAACCUCCACCGCAACAUCAUCCUUCCCUCGAGCAUUUUCGACAUCUUCGAGAGCUCUCGAACUGCCUUACAAAAAGGGAUCCACUCCACCUCUUCCUCGACCCGUGCCCAAAUUCCCAUCUACCAUCAUCCUCUCUGACGGAUCCUCUAUCCGUCUGACCACCACCUCUCCACGUUCUCUGCAACGUCUAACUCGGGAUCCGACCAAUCAUCCAUUGUGGAAUCCCAGCAUGGAAAGAAGGGGAGGUGCGGGCGACGAAGACGAGAGCGGUCGUCUGAGCAGGUUCAGAAAGAGGUUUCAAAAUUUGGAUCAGGCGACGCCUCAGGCAAGCGCUGGCGCUGGUGCUGGUGCUGGUGCCGAAGCUGGAGCUACGGCGCCGGCGCCGGCUCGCAAAAGUCAACAGUGGGACCAGAGCGAUCUGGAAUGGAUGAGCGGCGGCAGAGAGGCCAGAGCGGGAUCUGCAGUCGUGGAGAAAAGGACAAAGGGCAAAAAGUGA